GUGAAGGAGAAGAAGGAAGUGAUAACCUACAGAGAGGUGUUGGAGACCGGGUCGACGCGAGCAGGGAGCAGGGAGUCUUUAUCCGCGGAGCCGGGGAGCCGAGAGGAGCCGGCCGCCGUUAACCGGAACGUUGCGCUCUCGCCGGGCAGGGAAACGGACAUGCUCGGCCCGGAAAGAAUCAGGGACGCCGGGAGCCCCAAACUCAUUGACGGCACCACGGAUGUAAAAGAGAGGAAAGAGGACUCGAAGCCCAUUGAAGACGAGACACAAACUAAAAUCAAACAGAGGAGAAGUCGGACUAACUUCACAUUAGAGCAGCUCAAUGAGCUGGAGCGGCUCUUCGACGAGACCCACUAUCCGGACGCCUUCAUGCGGGAGGAGCUUAGCCAGCGACUGGGACUGUCGGAGGCCCGAGUACAGGUUUGGUUCCAGAAUAGAAGAGCCAAAUGCAGAAAGCAGGAGAACCAAUUACAUAAAGGAGUCCUGAUUGGAGCAGCGAAUCAGUUUGAAGCUUGUCGUGUAGCGCCAUAUGUCAGUGGGGCUUUACGGAUGCCAUUCCAACAGGAUAGUCAUUGCAACGUGCCGCCCUUCUCCUUUCAGGUGCAGGCGCAGCUACAGCUGGACAGCGCCGUGGCCCACGCUCAGCACCACCUGCACUCUCACCUGGCGGCGCACGCGCCCUACAUGAUGUUCCCAGCGCCGCCGUUCGGCCUUCCCCUGGCGACGCUCGCGGCAGAGUCAGCCUCCGCCGCCUCCGUCGUGGCCGCCGCCGCUGCCGCCAAGAACACCAGCAAAAACUCCAGCAUCGCCGAUCUAAGACUGAAGGCCAAAAAGCACACGGCCGCGUUGGGACUGUGA
Archocentrus centrarchus (flier cichlid) is the source of this 858-nucleotide messenger RNA. RefSeq names its product shox homeobox 2 (gene shox2). Gene Ontology annotation, molecular function: sequence-specific double-stranded DNA binding; DNA-binding transcription factor activity, RNA polymerase II-specific. Lineage: Eukaryota; Metazoa; Chordata; Actinopteri; Cichliformes; Cichlidae. The record is from RefSeq and is a predicted model, not a curated record. Gene Ontology annotation, cellular component: nucleus. Gene Ontology annotation, biological process: regulation of transcription by RNA polymerase II.